Molecule: messenger RNA, 4270 nt
Organism: Phyllopteryx taeniolatus (common seadragon)
Lineage: Eukaryota; Metazoa; Chordata; Actinopteri; Syngnathiformes; Syngnathidae
Exons: 8
Coding region: 377-2530 (717 amino acids)
Biological process (GO): protein autophosphorylation; regulation of mitotic cell cycle; negative regulation of apoptotic process
Cellular component (GO): cytoplasm
Molecular function (GO): ATP binding; protein serine/threonine kinase activity
Source: RefSeq, a predicted model, not a curated record
UCCACACAUACUAUUUCGAAGAAAAAUGCAUCUCCUUAAUGAUAUCUUUAUUUGUCCAAACUGCAUUUUCAGUAUCAGUAAUCACAUCUUUUGUGUGAUUUUCUGACUGAAUGUGUAAAUUGUCAACAGUGCAUCAUUCUUUAUGUUGUCAUCAGUGGUUUUAAGCCAGGGCAAUUAACACACGACUUUAUUUGCCUUUGAUGACAUCACCCUCUACUUGCGGCGACAUUGAUGUUAUUGUGUUGCCGCUAAACAAUGGAACCCCUGAACUUCUACAAUCACGGCGCAAUCUUAUUAUUUUAUACAAAGUUUUGGAAACUUAUGAGAUUAUUGCCACUUCAAAAAUAUCCUCAGGAUGCACGCAGCAUGAAACAACAUGGCUGAUGAUGACAGGCUUCAACUUUUAGUGGUCGCGUCCUCUGACAGCGACUCAGAAAUCAGAGACAUUACCACCUUUUUGGAAGAUUGUGUUGUGGGGACACUAAAAAGGAAGGUGAGCAGUAAUGGCACACAACCCACGAAGAGGCGCUGUGACAUGAUCCCAAAUCCCAGGGAAUCCCAAGAGGUAGCAGGUGAUUCUGUACCGGGAAGGGGGACCGCACGGAAGGGCCACACAAAAUCAGAGUCCCUCACAAAGAAGCAGAGCGGGCAAAAUCUUCUCAAGUCUGUCAAUGCCGUACCAGCCGGAGGGACGAGGAGGAAGUUGAACACAAAAACAGAGAUCCUCACGAGCAAGCAGAGAGGUCAAUCAACUGAAGGGUCUGGGAAGGCUCGCCCGUCCAAGGUGACCACGAGGAAGUCCAACGCAAAAUCAGCGACUCUUGCGAACAAGUCUGAGGGCUCCAAGAAGGCCAAAGAGACAGAGAGAAUGUGUAAUGUUGAACUCGAGUCCAGUACAAAGAAGCAGAGUGGUAAACCAUUUGAAGGGCGCUUGACGACACUUAAAAGGACCAGAGGAAAGUCCACCACGGAAACAGGAAUAGUCGCAAGCAAGCAGAGAGGAAAACCAACUCAGGGGACACUGAGGACUGUGCUGACUAAAGGGACCAGGAGAAAGUCCAGCACAAAACCAGAAACCCCCACAAACAAAGUCAGGCCUAAACGAAAUGGGGAGCCCGUAAAAUCUGUGACUUCGCAUGGGAACAAGGGAAAGUCUAGCACAAAACCAGAGACACUAGCACAGAAGCAAAAUGAUCGACAUCCCGAAGGCUCGAAGAAGGCCGUGCCACUGAAAAGAACAAGGACAAAGUCCGCUACGGAACGAGGACACUUUGGAAAAAAGCAGCAGGUAAAAACGAGUGUAGAAGGACUAGUGAAUAGCAGCUCGCCGAAAGCUACCAAGAGAAAGCGUAGCACAAAAGCAGAGAUAUUCACGAAGAAAACUGAAUCCACGCCGUUGUCAAAAGAGGAUUUACUGGUUCAAGGGACAAAAAAAAGGUUGGGCAAAACAAGAGGCACCCCCACAAAAAAUACGAGCGCUCAAACAACUGAGGGCUUUGUGAAAACAAAGCCACCCAAGAAAACCAAAAGAAGGUGUAACUCAAUACUAGAGACCCUCUCAAAGAAGCAGAGUGAAAUACCCACUGAGCCGUUUGUGUUCUUUUUUGGGGAGACCGAGAAAGAGGUCAGUACUGAGCAGCUGGCAUUGAGGAAGACGAGCGGUGAUAUCGCAGCCGGCUUCAAAGGCUCAUCAACCUCCCACCAGGCUGCAACUCAUCGAGUCUUGUUUGCGCAGAAAUAUCAGCAGGUUAAUAAGCUUGGCGAAGGAGGCUUCGGAUCCGUUUAUGCCGGUUACAGGAAAAGCGAUUGUUUUCCGGUGGCGAUUAAAUACAUACCCAAAGAGGUCAAAAGUGUCCCAUUGAACAUCAAUGGAUUGAAGAAGGACAUUCCCAUCGAGGCGUUGCUCAUGCUUCAAGCGUCUAUCAAAAAGAACUCGGACGGGAAGUCUGCAGUUGUGUCAUUGUUGAACAAAUACGAUCUGGAGCACGAGAUUGCACUGGUCAUGGAGAGGCCGGUCCCAUCUGUGGACCUGUUCACUUACAUUACGAGAUGUCGGCUCGGCGCCCUGCCGGAGCGUGAGGCAAAGAAUAUCAUGAAGCAGCUGGUGGUUGCCGCUAUCAGCAUGCACGCUGUGGAUGUUUUCCAUCGAGAUUUAAAGCAAGAAAAUAUUCUUUUGGAGGCCACGUCCGGUGUCCCUCGUGUGCGAAUCAUUGAUUUUGGCUGUAGCUGCUUUGCAAGCAACGAGCCUUACCGGGACUAUGACGGCACCUUAUGUUACGCUCCUCCAGAGUACGUUCUAAGACGGACGUACAGCGCCGGUCCAACCACUGUGUGGCAUCUGGGCGCACUUCUCUUUGAGUUGAUGGCUGGAACGAAGCGCUUUGACACAGUCAUGUUCCUGUCCCAGAUGCUAAGAUUGAAUCGGGUUCUAUCUGAAGAAUGCGAAGAUUUCUUGUGGAAAUGCUUGAAUUUGGACCCAGAGAAGCGGGCCACCCUGGAGCAGAUGCAGCAGCACCCGUGGCUCGUAUGAUACGACGCAGCACUCCGCACCCUUUCCCACAUCCUCACGGCACCGGGAAUAAUGCAUCCGCCAAAGUGGGUGAACAUUGGUAAAAGACAGGAAAUUUCAGGGGAAAAAUGACAAAAUCAAUAAGUCAAUAAGCGGCCCGUCACAUCGUUACCAUUUGAUAAAACUGCAGCGAUGAAGGCAUCCACACUUAAGUUUGGUUAUCACUGCUAUCAGCGUUCGAUAACUACAGCUAUUGAAGCUUAAGUCAAAUAGAUUGACAAGGGCACACAGCUAUUGCGCUCGCUCUCUCUCUCUCUAUAUAUAUAUAUUUCUUUUCUUAAUGUUGACAGGGCUUCCCCCGAUAACACAAAUUGUAUAUUAAUCACUAAGACUGCCAGUAAAUGAACAUGUAUUGGCAGGAGUCAGCGUUUUGCUGUGAUCACGGACUUGAGGAAACGCUGCACGGUGCCUUAUUUACACAUUUUAUUUUUCCACUUGCACCUUCAUUUGCCUUAAACUACUUGUUUGGUUUGAUGCAACAUUGUGUGUAUAUGGAUGUUGUCUUUUGUUUCAAUGCAUUUAAAAGUGCAUUUCUUUGUAGUUUUUUGUUUUUUUUUCCAUCUGUGCAUUUAUAUAAAAUUUCAUCUCGAUGUAAGUAAUAAGUAAGUUAUUUCCCAGAUUGUUUUGAGAUGUUAUGUAGGCUAGUCACAAUAUGCAUAUUUCAUGUCUUACCAUGAGCGCACAGCAUACAUAUUUCAUGCGCAGCAUGGUCGAAUAAUGCGCAGGAUUUCACGUGUGCAACUUGCACUUGGGUGUCCUACAUGAAUGCAACCCCUGAAGGCGGAUGUUUAUGCCUCGCGUCCCCGCCUGCCCUCUUCCCACUAGCGACUGAGCCGACUGAGCCGACUGCGCUACCGCUUCGACUUCCGGCCCAGCGGGAGGAAGCGCGAUAACAAUGAGUCAGCCAAUAAGAUUAUCAAAUGAGGGGGAAGGAGAGUCACGAGCGGCGACUUUCAGAUCAAAACCUGACACAUAGACAUCAUGAUCCGAUGACCUGAUUGGGACUAAGCAACGGUUCGGUGUGUGUGCGUGUGCUUGUUUUUUUUUUUUUACAACAUUAUUGUAGUCAUGUAUACAACUUCAAUGCACUUUAACACACUUGAUGAUGAAUGAUGAAAACGACGUUAUGUAGAGCGCAUAUACAAAGUCUACACACCCCUGUUUAGAAUUUCUCCAUUUUCAAUGUACAUUUCCCAAGUCAUCUUCUCAACAGUGGCCACACCGUGCUUCACUGUGGAGGUGCUUUUGGGAUUAUGACCGAAAACGUGAUGGUUUGUUGUCAUUUUCCCAAAUGUGUUUUUGCAAAAUGCUCGGACGUUUUUCUUUCAGAUAAGGCUUCUGCCCCGAGUCCUGACAUACGGGCGAUACGGGAGAUUGACAAGCACAAAUUCCUGCAGCUCCUCCGAUGUUAAGGUGUGUCUCUUGUUUCAUCAAUUGUUUCUUAGUGCACCAUUUUUCAUUGGUAUUUCCAAUGCCUUGGAAAUUCUUUCUGCACUCUUGUCGUGAGCGCCAAAGCUGUAGAAGCCUCCUUGCGGAACAGCGCAACUUCAUGUGGCGUUAAUCAGAGUGACUUGAAAUAGCGGCGGGCGUGUGCCGACUCCCUCUUCACGUGAACUUGAAUGUUGUUGGCUAUUUGCGAGCACGGCCACAUCCCGGUUAGGAGAGGGUGUUUUAUUUUUAUACUUCCCCUCUCGAAAAGAU